AUGGUUCUUGCAUUAUCAGAAGUAGCUAAACACAACACCAAGCAAGAUUGUUGGGUCAUAAUCCAUGACAAAGCAUAUGAUUUGUCGGACUUUGUUGAUGAACAUCCAGGUGGAUCGGCCAUCAUAAUGAAAUAUGCCGGUAAGGAUGCAACCAAAGCAUUUGACCCAAUACAUCCACUGGAUACAUUGAGCAAGUAUUUGGCACCAAAGUAUCAUAAAGGUGAAGUUGAGAAGAGAGUUAAUCAACCAGUAAAGAAAGUGGUAAAGAAGAAGAAGGAGACCCCAGAGCAAAAGAAGAAACCACAACAGAGCACGGCUGAAUCCAAUGGUAAUGUUGUUGACGAAUUUGAUGUUGAGUAUGAUGAACAAAAUGAUAAGGAUCCUAUUCCAAUGCCGCAACAAAACUCUACGACAGAUGAUUCUACUACUGCUAACGAGGAAGAGGAGGAAGAGGAGAUUAUGCUUGAUGAAGAUGGAGAACCAAUACCUAAAGAAGAAGUGCAACGUCUUAAGCGUGUUGAAAACAAGCCAGAUAUCGGCCAAAUUUACAAUUUGAACGAUUUCGAAUUCGUCGCUAGACACACCAUGGAAAAGAUCGCUUGGGCAUAUUAUUCAUCUGGUUGUGAUGAUGAAAUCACAAUGAGAGAAAAUCAUUUGAGUUAUCAGCGUAUAUUCUUCAAGCCUCGUGUUAUGGUUGAUGUUACCAACAUUGACUUGUCAACAUCAAUGUUAGGUACUAGCACAUCAGCACCAUUUUAUGUAACUGCGACAGCAUUGGGUAGGUUGGGGCAUCCAGAUGGUGAAAAAGUCUUGACUAGAGGAUGUGCUAAACAUGACAUUAUACAAAUGAUACCGACAUUGGCAUCAUGUUCAUUUGAUGAGAUUGUUGAUCAAGCUACCGAUAAACAAACCCAAUGGUUUCAAUUGUAUGUUAAUUCAAAUAAGGAGAUAUCGAAAAAUCUUAUCCAACAUGCAGAGAAAAGGGGUAUUAAGGGUUUGUUCAUUACUGUUGAUGCUCCACAAUUGGGUAGACGUGAAAAAGAUAUGAGAUCAAAGGAUGUUACUGAUUUAAGUCAUGUUCAAGGAGAAGGUGAUGAUGCCGAUCGUACACAAGGUGCCGCUAGAGCCAUUUCAUCAUUUAUAGAUACUUCGUUGAAUUGGAAAGACUUAAAGUGGUUUAAAUCCAUUACUAAAAUGCCCAUCAUUUUGAAAGGCGUUCAAUGUGUUGAGGAUGCAAUCUUGGCCGCUGAGCAUGGCUGUCAAGGUGUCAUAUUGAGUAAUCAUGGUGGCCGUCAAUUGGAAUUUUCUCGUGCUCCAAUUGAAGUGCUUAUUGAAUUAAUGCCAAUUUUAAGAGAACGUGGGUUAGAUAAAAAUUUCGAAGUUUUUGUCGAUGGUGGUGUUAGAAGAGCAACUGAUAUUUUGAAAGCGAUCUGCUUAGGAGCCAAGGGAGUAGGUAUUGGACGUCCAUUCCUUUACGCUAUGUCCACUUAUGGUGAUGAUGGUGUUGUUAAAGCCAUGCAAAUUUUAAAAGACGAAAUGAUUAUGAAUAUGAGGUUAUUGGGAGUUACUUCAAUUGAUCAAUUAAAUGAAAAAUACGUUGAUGUGAGAAACUUCAGUAAUAGGUUUGUUCCAGAAGAUAAAUUGUUUAGAAAUGUUUAUCAACCAUUGAUCAGUCCUCCAUUUAAGGAGUCCAAGUUUUAA
This is a messenger RNA of Lodderomyces parapsilosis, 1701 nucleotides long. It is a transcript of the gene CYB2, whose product is annotated as Cyb2p. The coding region runs from base 1 to 1701 and encodes 566 amino acids. NCBI's taxonomy places the organism in Eukaryota, Fungi, Ascomycota, Pichiomycetes, Serinales, Debaryomycetaceae. Gene Ontology annotation, biological process: lactate metabolic process. The record is from RefSeq and is a predicted model, not a curated record. Gene Ontology annotation, molecular function: heme binding; L-lactate dehydrogenase (cytochrome) activity. The transcript has a single exon.